AGUUCCUUCUUGUUCUUGUCUCAAGUACGGUACCGUAACGAGUUUUGUCAAAUCAUGGACAAAACAAAAUAACCUAUGACUGCAAAAAUCUUUGCAAUGAAAUGAAACGGUGAAUGAUCAAGUUAGUUCAUAUAUUUUGUAACAUCUCAGGCACAUCUAGCUCGUUUGAAAACGCAAUAAUAAUUGUAAAGCCAUUUUUUCUUUGAUUAUAGAUAUUAGAUGUACCGGUAUAACUAUAUUUAAAAAUUUAUUAAAAAAAUCUUGUGUUGCACACCUAGCUCAUUUAAAAAUGCAAUAAUAAUUGUAAAGCGAUUUUUUUCUUCGAUUAUAGACGUAGCCUAAUACUAUAUUUAAAAAUUUCUUAGAAAAAUCUUGUGUUGCUACUUGCUAGGGAAGUAUAAGUUUAUUUCGACUCCAUAAUCAGCAAUAGACGAUAAAAAAAUAGAUAAAAGUAAAAGUAACUGAUUAUAGAAUCGGGAAAGCGAACAAAACCUAGAGUAAGGUUUGAAACGUACAGAUUUUAGAUGGAAAGGUAUUGAUAAAAGAAGUAGUACGUGUUCGCUCACCCAAAAGUAAAAAAAAAAACUAAUUACAGAAUUAAGGCACGCACGCAUGGCACACACACACACAAGUAAAAAGCAGGGAGGUUUGCAGACUCAUGUUUCUUAUUGUAGCACUGUAGUUCAAUUGUUUGCAGACAUGUGUUCAUACUUAAUUAUGUACAACAGUACUAAAUGAAGUACCGAUAAUAGAUCUCAGUUAACUGCCUGACAUAUAGACUUAUAUAGUCUACUGCAAACAGUGAAGGAUUACGGUACCUGAUGUUUUGGUAGUUAAAUUUGAAGUUUUCUGAUCAUCAUGUCAUUGCCUCGCCUCUGCAAACAUCUUACUCAAGGAAUAUAUGGGAAUGGUGUCAGAAAAAACAUCACCGUUUGUAAAAAUUGUGCAAAAGUUCGUAUGUAUAGAAAUGGACCUUCUGCCAGACUUAUGCAUCAGAUGAGAAAUUCUUCGAAUGUAAUUAAAAAGGACAGAGUACUCUUGUCUUUCACAAAAGAUAAUCAACAAUUAUAUAAUCAUGUUGUAAAAAGGUUAUUCUGGGGUCAAGUAAUUACUGCAGUUGCACGGCAUGGACUUAAACUUCGAUACUGGAUUGUUGGCUCAGCUGUCACUGGAUCUAUUGUAGCUAAAAAUCACAUCAGCAAUUGGUUAGAAGAACACAAGAUCAAUGUACCAGAGAUGAAAUGGUUAAAUGAAUUUAUGACUAACAGCCGAGAUAUGAUGAACCAUGUCAUUGGGGAUGCUAGAAAAUAUGGGGAAGGAUUAAAUUUUCAAUUACCAGAUUAUAAAACAUUACUUGCACAUUUGCCAGAGAGAAAAGACACAGAUAAAAGUUUGAGUGAAACUGCUACCAUGAAAAAUUUGCUGCCUGGAGGAAUGACAACUCAAAAACAGACAUCGGAAAAAGAGAAAGUUAAGAAUCUUCAAAGCGAGCUGGUUGAAACUGAGCUGAAGUAUCAAAAACUUGUUGAAAAACUGGAAAAAGAGAAUAAAGAACUCAGAAAAUUAUUGAUGGCCAAAGAUGACAAACAAAUUUACAGACGGAAAGUUAAGAAAUCACUUAUUGAUAUGUACUCCGAAGUUCUUGAUGAAUUAGCUGAUUAUGAUACAAGUUACAAUACACAAGAUCAUCUGCCGAGGGUUGUAGUAGUGGGUGACCAGAGUGCUGGAAAAACAAGUGUUCUUGAAAUGAUUGCGCAAGCAAGAAUAUUUCCUCGAGGAUCAGGAGAAAUGAUGACAAGAUCGCCUGUCAAAGUAACAUUGAGUGAAGGUCCGACACACGUUGCGCAGUUUCGUGAUAGCACUCGUGAGUUUGAUCUCACAAAACCUUCAGAGUUAGCUGCACUUCGACAUGAGAUUGAAUUGAGAAUGAGGACAAAUUGUUCACAAGGAAAAACUGUUAGUAAUGAGACAAUAUCACUCAGUGUGAAAGGACCAGGAUUACAGAGAAUGGUGUUAGUGGAUUUGCCUGGUGUAAUCAGCACUGUUACAAGUGGAAUGGCAUCAAACACAAAAGAUGAAAUAUUUAAAAUGAGCAAACAUUAUAUGAGCAAUCCAAAUGCCAUCAUUCUAUGUAUCCAAGAUGGAUCGGUUGACGCUGAACGGAGUAUUGUCACUGACUUGGUUCGUGAUAUGGAUCCAAGUGGGAAAAGAACAAUUUUUGUGCUGACAAAAGUUGAUCUUGCUGAAAAAAAUAUUGCUAAUCCAAGCAGGAUUCAACAAAUCUUGGAUGGGAAACUUUUCCCAAUGAAAGCUCUUGGGUAUUUUGCUGUUGUGACUGGCAAGGGAGCUGCUAACAGUAAGAUUGAAGAAAUCCGGGAAUAUGAAGAACAUUUCUUUUCUAACUCCAAAGUUUUCAAAUCUGGAUUGUUGAAAGCUAAUCAAUUGACAACAGCUAACUUAAGUCAAGCUGUAUCACAAUGUUUUUGGAAAAUGGUUCGGGAGUCUGUGGAACAACAGGCAGAUGCUUACAAAGCAACUAGAUUCAACCUCGAAACAGAGUGGAAGAAUAAUUUUCCAAGAGUUCGAGAACUUGACAGAAAUGAAUUAUUUGAAAAAGCGAAAAAUGAAAUCUUAGAUGAAAUACUCAACCUCGUCAAUGUUCCUGCACAGCAAUGGGAAGAGACAUUGGUAAGAAAACUCUGGAAUGAAGUGUCAACUUAUGUUAUAGAACAAAUUUAUCUUCCUGCAGCUCAAUCUAAUGAUGCAGGAACUUUCAACACAACAGUCGAUAUCAAGUUGAAACAAUGGGCUGAUAAACAACUGCCAAAACAAUCUAUCCAGACUGCCAAAGAAGCGUUAUUGGCUCAGUUUUCUAAAGUUCUUGAGACAGAUAUUACAUCCAAAGACGAUAAACGACAACAAAAAAAUCAUGAUGAUAUUUUUGAUGAACUGAAAAAUGCUGUCAAGAAUGAAGCCAUUGCUAGACAUAAAUGGAAUGAGGGAUACAUGGAUACUUUGCAAGUAAUUCAGCUGAAUACGUUAGAAGAUCGUUCAAUAUCAGAUCGUCAACAAUGGGAUUCUGCUAUACGAUUUAUUGAACAGAAUUUGGGAUUGCGUCUGCAAAAUACUGAGGAUGAGAUUCAAGAUAUGGUCGGACCAGGUUUGAUGCAGAGAUGGACUCAUUGGUCUUAUAGAACAUGGGAUCAACAUCAACGCAAUGAAGUUAAGAAUGAAUUAGAAAGAAUAUUUCAUGGAGAACAGGCGAAGGAAAUAGCUCAAUUGGCUAAACAUUCGCCAUACCUUGCUAAUGAUGAAAUUACAACAGUUCGCAAAAAUUUGGAAUCGAGAGGAAUAGAAGUUAAUUCCCAACUGAUCACCGAGACUUGGGACAAGUUAUACAGAAGAAACUUUCUAAAAUAUUCAUUAUCCAGAUGUUCGCAAUGUAAAAGAGAGUUUUUCAGAUAUCAGAAUUCUUCAAAACUUCAAAUUGUGCAUGAAGAUGAUGAUAAGAUGGAUUGUUAUGAUGUCGUUUUAUUCUGGAGAAUCCAGAGAAUGCUGUCGAUAACUAGCAAUGCACUUCGUCAACAAGUUAUGAACACAGAAGCACACAGACUUGAAAAGGAAGUCAAACAGGUUCUGGAAGAUUUUAGUCAAAAUAGACUGAAAAAGAUUGAAUUAUUAACUGGAAGAAGAGUAACUCUAGCAGAGGAAUUAAAAAAAGUUCGAGAAAUUCAACAGAAAUUGGAAGAAUUCAUUGAAGCUUUGAAAAAUGAGAGAUAAUAAACCAAUAAUGAAUAUUCAGUGUUACUCUACUAAUCACCCCCUUUUGAAUGAAUUUACAAUUUUGUGCAAUUGGCGUAUAUAUCUAUCUUAUUCGAAUAUUCUUCGCCACCUAAACUGGCUGGUGUCCCGUGCUUAUUAAUAUGAUUUGAAAUAAUUUUGUUUGAUGAAUUGGAAUUUGGUGAAAUAUAUUGUUUGUAACCAUUUACCAAACACUUCAAUUUUAUGUAUUGCUUUUGCAUUUGGUUCAAUCUUUUCAAUGAAUUUUGGUAGCUGCAGAAUGAUGAAUGAAUUGCUUCGCCUGUUGUAUUAUUGUAAUACUAUUUAUAAAUAUAUGCAUGUUUGACUCAUUGUCUCACACUAA
Molecule: messenger RNA, 4144 nt
Organism: Styela clava
Lineage: Eukaryota; Metazoa; Chordata; Ascidiacea; Stolidobranchia; Styelidae
Product: dynamin-like GTPase OPA1, mitochondrial
Biological process (GO): mitochondrial fission; intracellular distribution of mitochondria; peroxisome fission
Cellular component (GO): cytoplasm; mitochondrial membrane; mitochondrial intermembrane space
Molecular function (GO): GTPase activity; microtubule binding; GTP binding
Source: RefSeq, a predicted model, not a curated record